Messenger RNA from Cuculus canorus (common cuckoo), 4934 nucleotides. It is a transcript of the gene MORN5, whose product is annotated as MORN repeat containing 5. The transcript has 5 exons. Bases 78 to 557 code for a protein of 159 amino acids. The record is from RefSeq and is a predicted model, not a curated record. Lineage: Eukaryota; Metazoa; Chordata; Aves; Cuculiformes; Cuculidae.
CAGUUGGAGCCCGAGCACCGCUGGCCGCUGGGGCGCACAGUGCGCAUGCGCGGGCGAGGCCGCCUGGGAGGCUCGCGAUGGCGGGGGCUGCUAUGGAGGCUGCGGGCGGGCGGUACCGCGGGGCCCUGCUGCGCGGGAGGAUGGAGGGGCAGGGCUCGUACGUGCUGCCCACGGGCACCGAGUACCGCGGCGUGCUGAGGGACGGGAUGCUGGAGGGCGAGGGCGAGUUGCGGUUCCCCGGCGGCGGCACGUUCCGCGCGGUCUGGCACCGCGGGCGGCCCAGCAAGGGGAAAUACACGUUUGCAGAUGGUCUCGAGUACAAAGAUAAAAAAUGGCAUUACUGCGAUGGCUAUGACAGAAGAUUUUAUACAGAAAUCUGUUUUGGUCUUAAACCAGCAGGCAUUUCUCAACUUACAAAUCUGGAUCCUCCCAGGAAAAUCCCGGAAGGAUGUUAUGACUGUGGUGAUGGAUUCUAUAAUCCUGAAACCAGAGUUAUUGUUGACUACAAACUCAGGUUUCUGAGAAACGCAGAAAUAGGACUCCUGGCACCUUUUUAACAGCAUUUGGUCAGUAGAAAGAUGGGAAGAUUUCCCAGUUUUUCAGUGAAAAGUAGAAAGAAUAUGAUGUUAUGUUUAAUGCAAAGCAGGGGGGUACAAGAAGAGCAGUGACAUUCAGGCUUUAGGACCCCUGAAUGUCAGAGAAGCCCAUAACUUUCAAAGAGAAAAUACAAUCAAAAGUUGAAAUUUUGUUCUACUGUGAUGGAAGAGAUUAUAGGAGAUUGCCUGGGUCACCUCUCUUUUGAUGAAAAGCAAAGAUACUUCUGAUGAAAAUUGCUCUGUUUCUCCUGUGGUUCUCCCAGGGAUGGAUUAAAUAAUAUACAACAUGCUUUUGCUCUUUGUAAUAUGAGAAUAUUUGUGCUACUACUCUUAUAUUCCAUCUUCAGGUUUAGUUAGUAUGAGUAUGGUGCACAGGGUGGCUUUCUAUACUGCAGUCAAUGUUACCUGAAAUGUAUGCAUAUAUAACAUCAAGAGCAGGAAGGAACAAAGCCUGUUACACUAAACGCUCACUAAAGUAACCGAAUUAACAUCCAUGUCAUUAAGAGCAGGAUUAGGCCCAUAAAAUCUGGAUGUGUCUUAUUAAGAGCAGAGUUUUUUGUGUUGCUGCAACCCUGAGCCAGCCAGCAAUCAGUUUAGGAUUUCUACAAGCCUGGAAGUCUUGUAAAAAGCAGGAGAAAAAAAAAGUCUACUGCUUCAGGAAUCAUUAUAAGCUGAAAAGGUCAAGAUUCAAGUACAUUAUUUUAUUAUGGUUUAGAAAAGUCUAGGGUUCCUUGGUUGUGAGGCUGACCCAAUUCUGCAGGCAAAGCCAAUUUAAUUCUAAGCCUUACGAAUCACAGACUUAAGAGUUCCCUCAUGUUGUUUCCUUGGGAUGAUGGUUCUUGUGCUUGAUCUGAAAGGAUUUGGAAGCAGACUUUUUUGGAAGGUCGGCAGCAAUGUAUUCACCAAUUUCAGGUUUAUCCAUGUGUGCAAAUCCAUGAGAUAAAUCGCCCACAUUUACACUUUUUUUAUCUUACAGCUCAAAUCUGACUUGCACCAAGUGCUUUUUGAUAAAUGCAGACUGACUUGUCUGAAAAAUGUAGUUGAGAAACAGAGCCAUAACCACUCAAUAAUUACAUAGGGUAAUAUUUCUGUACCUACCCUUGUGUACCCCAAAUACAUGCAGAUGUUUGCGUGCUCUUUCUCAUAAACUACUGAAGAACUGGGUGUGGGAUGAGGACCUGGCAAUUUUUCAGGUCUGGAGUAUUUCUGGAAAAAAGACAGCAAGUUUAAGUUAAAGCCGACUGUGGUGCACGAAAAAAAGAUUGACUGCACUUAGGGAUCAUGCAUGGAGCUUUAUUCCCUGUUCUUCUUUGAAAUUGCCCAUUCUGAUGAUGGAGGGAGUGGAUGAACAGUCUGAUUCCAGGCUAGUCCCUAGUCAUUGCUUAAGAAUGUGAGAGUUGUUUUGGCAGAUGCCCUUAGCAAUGAAGAGGAAAGUCCCAGCAAUACACAUACAGAGGGAAUAUAGUAUUUUUGUUCGAAUGAAUUUAGCUUCCCAUAGAUUUAAAUGUCUACUUAUAACCCAGGACCAUUUAAUCUUUUGUACAUUUGUUUCUUUUUUAUUUGACUUAAGAUACUGAAUUUAGAUGAGGUUUAGUUCCUACAUAUUGAAACUCUUAAAAGCUCUUCAAAUAAUUGUUCUUUGGAUACUUGUUAAGCUAAAGAAAUCAGUUUUGAUCGGCAGUAAAAGUUCAUGCUAUUUUAAGUGCAAUGCUAUAGCUAUUUUCUGUUGUAUAUUUAAUCAUUUUGAAUUAUAUGUCAUGUAAAAGAUUUUAGCUCUGGGGCAUUUGCCAGAUGGCUGAUUCUGCAUUUCACACAACAAAAGAAAUAAUGUUUGUGUAAAGCUCUUAAAAAUAGUUGGUAAUCAGUAUAUUCUACAACGAAUAGGAUCCAGACCUGUUUGGAAAAAAACCCCAGCUUUUGCAGAAAUUAAUUUAGAGGAUUUGGUCUCUACCUCUGGGCUCUGAACAAAACAAAUUGUGUCUAUUGUUUGCUGAUUUUUUUAACAUUUAACAAGUUAACUGAAUUGUAAAUUUUACUCAUUUUUAUGUUAAAUGCCAUUUAUUGUGAUCCAUUGAUCUUUUUCUCUUUGGCUGACAAACUUAUUUCUGAAAACAGGGCUUUGUAAAACAGAGCCAAUACUACUCUCCAUUUACAAAUGUAGAGCAUACGAAUGUGAGUAGCCCUUUGCUUUUCUUACAGCAGCUGAAUUACUUGUCCUUUUUACUGCUAACUCCUCUUUCUGGCCUCUUUAGUUCAUAGUCCUCUAAAAUACUAGGCAAAACAUAUUUUCUUUCUCUGCCAUGGCACUCAGCUUUUCAUUGCCCACAAGGCUCUACACAAGUCCAUACAAAUUCACCGUUUGGUCUUGUCUCCUCUGUCUCCCAAAUACUUUUUUUCUCUUGCAUGACAAUCCCAUUCACUCCCAUGACGCAGGUUUUCUGACCACAUUCAUACAAUUCCAGUUUUCUGGUACUUGUUUUCUAGAUUCACUGCUUCUACAAUAGUCAGAAGAUUUGAAAAAUAUUACCUACCUUAAGAGGAAGGUUAGAAACUGCAUUAUAGCUCUUUCUUCUGGAUCUCCAAGUGCCUCUUUGUAUUUUAUAGUUAGAUAGCUUUUGUCCUGAUGUGAGGGCUUCGGACCUACAUCAUCUCCAAUGCUUAACAAUUAAGUUAGUGGAGGAGCCAGAUCUUAGAAGGGGGAGAGGCAGAACGCUAGCAAGUAUCAAACUGGGGACUGCUGAGGGGGCAAAGCAAGUUAAUGAGUAUGGAACUGAAGGUGGCAGAAGGGAAUUCUUCUACUUAAUAUAAAGAGAAGAUCCCAGGCUCCUACGAGAAGUAGCUUCAUGUCUAUUCUUAUUCUGUCUUAAACAUUUUUUUUAAACAUCGAACCUAUUCUCUUACCCAUUAGGUGCCCUUUUCAUACCUGUAUUUAUAUAGAAAUGUGUUAAGGUCAGGCACAUUUUGAAUGCCAUUACAAAAUGCACAUUUAUGUCUUUCUCAGUGUCAAAGUCUGCUCAGGUGACAGAGAUAGUUGGAGAUUUCUCAUCCAUGUAACAAAGAAAAUAUUUUUAGAUUAAAUUUGGCUUACCUAUUUUAAUAUAAAGUGUCUGCCAUUCAGUAAAAUAGAUUACAAACCAAUAUGAUUUAUAUUCAAGAUGAUAGACAGCAAAAAUAAUAUUAAUGUAUGGAUCGUGAUAUAAGUUACUACAGUAAUUUCAGUAGCUAUAGCUUUUGCAGAUACAUCAUUCCUUAUGGUUUCCCGGCCUUAAAAUACUUAGCGUUUUGAUAACUGUGAGAGUUUCGAUUCUAAAUAGUGGCAUGCCAAGAAUAAUACCUUUGUGUGCUAGCCAUCCUAUUGUGAAUCUGUUAAAUAGGUUAUACUCCAGUCUUAUAGGCACCUAUAUUCAACUAUACAGUUCACGUGAAAACAAGUUUUAAAAGAGAUAGAAAGUUCAUUUGGGGGGCAUUUUGGAAUUACAGUAAUUAAAAGUAAAUGGAAGGGUGAGAAUUUGUGGGUGGAAGCAAAGGUUAAUUGAAAACGUAUUUUCCAUUUUCUUGCCAGCCUUGAUGUUGGUGGGGUCAGGUGCAGUAAGGAAAGCGGUGCUGGGGACCCGGAGGCGGCAGUGGAAAUGGAAGGGGUGUGCCAGGCAGAAUCUAUGGCUGAGAUGCUAUCACAUGUGAUUGUAAUUGUGUAGUGGAAGAUCAUGAUAAACUGCGCUGCGGGUGAUGGGAGGAGUCAGGCAUGCGAAAGAAUUAAACGAUAUUGUUGUUUACAAUGGUCUGUGUGUGCUGGGCCCUGUGCAAACAGAGAGGAAACUCUGCUCAUGUUCAAGGAUUGCCUACUGUAAACAUACUCUUACAGACCAUAGUCAUGGAAAGCUGCUCUGUCCACACGGCUGCAUCCUCCAGGUACGCAGCAGCUACAAGACGCUGGUUGUCCUGACAGAGGGACGUAUCAGGGCAAGUCUGCUUUCCUCCUUGCUCAAAAGGCCUUUAACAGAAGCGAGGGUGACCAGGGCGACGAUGCACACUUACAUCUGGUCCCAGCUCGCCUUUGAGCAGAGGGAGCCAAGGAUCUGAAUUUUGGAGUGCAUCAGGCUGCCAGUGUAGACAAAGCCUUUAAGACACCUGGAGAAUGUACAGCUAUGAAGCACAGUUUGAAGACCUAACACAGAGUCAGACAAGGCUUUUAAGGUGAACAAUAUAGUUUUUCCCUGCCUAAGCAACUAAGCAUUCUAAUUUCAAUGCAGUACAUCUCCCUGUGUACCUCUAGGUGGUUUCCUGGGAAAGCAUUACUUAAGAGGCCAAAUCUGGAAGCCUACCCGACAAUACUGCUGU